AUGUCAUGUCGGACUGGUUCGCCACACAUUCCGAACGCUGGCCGGGACAUGAAUAUGCCUGGCUAUAUUACGGAAGAAAACCCGACGACAUCCUACUUUGGUACCAAUCUGAGAACAGCAGUUCAGAAUGGGAGCAUUACCAACACCCGCCUUGAUGACAUGCUUCGACGUGUGCUCACACCAUAUUACUAUCUAGAGCAGGACGCGGCAUCAUAUCCUACGCCUGAUCCAUCAACUGAGUAUGUCCUCGGUACCACAUACGGCAUCGAUAUGGGGCUCGAUCUCCCUGCUGGGUGA
Molecule: messenger RNA, 297 nt
Organism: Penicillium angulare
Lineage: Eukaryota; Fungi; Ascomycota; Eurotiomycetes; Eurotiales; Aspergillaceae
Exons: 1
Coding region: 1-297 (98 amino acids)
Biological process (GO): carbohydrate metabolic process
Molecular function (GO): hydrolase activity, hydrolyzing O-glycosyl compounds
Source: RefSeq, a predicted model, not a curated record